Gorilla gorilla gorilla (western lowland gorilla) is the source of this 2567-nucleotide messenger RNA. It is a transcript of the gene NFIL3, whose product is annotated as nuclear factor, interleukin 3 regulated. NCBI's taxonomy places the organism in Eukaryota, Metazoa, Chordata, Mammalia, Primates, Hominidae. Gene Ontology annotation, cellular component: nucleus. The record is from RefSeq and is a predicted model, not a curated record. Gene Ontology annotation, molecular function: DNA-binding transcription factor activity; DNA binding. Gene Ontology annotation, biological process: regulation of DNA-templated transcription; immune response; circadian rhythm. The coding region runs from base 878 to 2266 and encodes 462 amino acids. The transcript is spliced from 4 exons.
GGCAGCCAUUUUGCUCCCGUGAGAGAAGGGCCUGAAGUUAGAGUCCACAGGAAGAGGCAGAGCUGAGAGGGAAAGAAACACCAAGUCUUGUGACACUGAGCAAUGGAAUCUGCCUGUCCUCCUCUGGACAUUUCAGUAGUUUAGUCAUUCAGUUCCCUUUCUUGCUUCAUCUGGUGUUGAGUUUUUCUGUCACUUAUUGCAAAGAGUCCUAAUUGAUGUGAACAGAAGGGAGAGGUUUCCUUUUUUUCUCUCUCUCUGAUUCAAAAUGACUGUUGGGAAAACUGAGGCCUAGAGAAGUGUCCUGAAUCCUAAUGUCUGUAGCGGGACGUGAACUCACGAACCUCCUGCAGUGUGUUUCCAGAGCCUGCCAAGUCACUCUGCUGUACCACCUGGCACGUGACGUGCCAGACUGAACAGCAAGGCAACUGGAAUGAAAGUCCCUCCUGUCAUUCAUUCAAAUCGAAGAUCGCCACCCAGGCAACCCUCAUGCAGAUGGCUGAGUAAUGCAGCAGCCAGCACUAGGGCUCCAAGGAGGGGCAGGAAAGAGAGAAGCCAGUUCCUCGUGUCCUCAUUUCAACUGACUGCGUGUUCCUGGUACCCUGACUUCUUCUGGUUCCUGCAACUCCAGACUCCUGCUGGGGAGAGAAGAAAUGUGGGUAUUUCCUGGUCCUCUUGUCCUCUCCAGGCUUUCUGAUUUUGAGCAGGAUAACGAAGGAGGCCCAACUUCAUUCAAUAAGGACCCUGACGGAUUUAUCCCAGACGGUAGAACAAAAGGAAGAAUAUUGAUGGAUUUUAAACCAGAGUUUUUAAAGAGCUUGAGAAUACGGGGAAAUUAAUUUGUUCUCCUACACACAUAGAUAGGGUAAGGUUGUUUCUGAUGCAGCUGAGAAAAAUGCAGACCGUCAAAAAGGAGCAGGCGUCUCUUGAUGCCAGUAGCAAUGUGGACAAGAUGAUGGUCCUUAAUUCUGCUUUAACGGAAGUGUCUGAAGACUCCACAACAGGUGAGGAGCUGCUUCUCAGUGAAGGAAGUGUGGGGAAGAACAAAUCUUCUGCAUGUCGGAGGAAACGGGAAUUCAUUCCUGAUGAAAAGAAAGAUGCUAUGUAUUGGGAAAAAAGGCGGAAAAAUAAUGAAGCUGCCAAAAGAUCUCGUGAGAAGCGUCGACUGAAUGACCUGGUUUUAGAGAACAAACUAAUUGCACUGGGAGAAGAAAACGCCACUUUAAAAGCUGAGCUGCUUUCACUAAAAUUAAAGUUUGGUUUAAUUAGCUCCACAGCAUAUGCUCAAGAGAUUCAGAAACUCAGUAAUUCUACAGCUGUGUACUUUCAAGAUUACCAGACUUCCAAAUCCAAUGUGAGUUCAUUUGUGGACGAGCACGAACCCUCGAUGGUGUCAAGUAGUUGUAUUUCUGUCAUUAAACACUCUCCACAAAGCUCGCUGUCCGAUGUUUCAGAAGUGUCCUCGGUAGAACACACGCAGGAGAGCUCUGGGCAGGGAAGCUGCAGAAGUCCUGAAAACAAGUUCCAGAUUAUCAAGCAAGAGCCGAUGGAAUUAGAGAGCUACACAAGGGAGCCAAGAGAUGACCGAGGCUCUUACACAGCGUCCAUCUACCAAAACUAUAUGGGGAAUUCUUUCUCUGGGUACUCACACUCUCCCCCACUACUGCAAGUCAACCGAUCCUCCAGCAACUCCCCGAGAACGUCGGAAACUGAUGAUGGUGUGGUAGGAAAGUCAUCUGAUGGAGAAGACGAGCAACAGGUCCCCAAGGGCCCCAUCCAUUCUCCAGUGGAACUCAAGCAUGUGCAUGCAACCGUGGUUAAAGUUCCAGAAGUGAAUUCCUCUGCCUUGCCACACAAGCUCCGGAUCAAAGCCAAAGCCAUGCAGAUCAAAGUAGAAGCCUUUGAUAAUGAAUUUGAGGCCACGCAAAAACUUUCCUCACCUAUUGAUAUGACUUCUAAAAGACAUUUCGAACUUGAAAAGCACAGUGCCCCAAGUAUGGUACAUUCUUCUCUUACUCCUUUCUCAGUGCAAGUGACUAACAUUCAAGAUUGGUCUCUCAAAUCGGAGCACUGGCAUCAAAAAGAACUGAGUGGCAAAACUCAGAAUAGUUUCAAAACUGGAGUUGUUGAAAUGAAAGACAGUGGCUACAAAGUUUCUGACCCAGAGAACUUGUAUUUGAAGCAGGGGAUAGCAAACUUAUCUGCAGAGGUUGUCUCACUCAAGAGACUUAUAGCCACACAACCAAUCUCUGCUUCAGACUCUGGGUAAAUUACUACUGAGUAAGAGCUGGGCAUUUAGAAAGAUGUCAUUUGCAAUAGAGCAGUCCAUUUUGUAUUAUGCUGAAUUUUCACUGGACCUGUGAUGUCAUUUCACUGUGAUGUGCACAUGUUGUCUGUUUGGUGUCUUUUUGUGCACAGAUUAUGAUGAAGAUUAGAUUGUGUUAUCACUCUGCCUGUGUAUAGUCAGAUAGUCCAUGCGAAGGCUGUAUAUAUUGAACAUUAUUUUUGUUGUUCUAUUAUAAAGUGUGUAAGUUACCAGUUUCAAUAAAGGAUUGGUGACAAACACAGAA